This is a messenger RNA of Penicillium waksmanii, 1005 nucleotides long. RefSeq names its product PAS domain-containing protein. The record is from RefSeq and is a predicted model, not a curated record. The coding region runs from base 1 to 1005 and encodes 334 amino acids. The transcript has 3 exons. NCBI's taxonomy places the organism in Eukaryota, Fungi, Ascomycota, Eurotiomycetes, Eurotiales, Aspergillaceae. Gene Ontology annotation, molecular function: protein binding.
AUGGACACGACCUUCAUCACAAUUCACGACCUCUCGCGCGACGCCUCGAUUCUCUAUGCCUCGGACAGCAUCCACGUGGUGUUGGGCUACCAGCCGCAUGAGGUGUUGAAUCGAUCUUGCUGGGAUUACUUCCAUCCGCAGGAACUAUCUUUCGCGCGCAGUGUGCAUGGGCGUGGUGUGCGAUUGGACAAGGCUGCCGUGUUGAAUUAUUGUUCUAUUCGACAUCGGGAUGGAUCUUGGGUUGGGUGUGAGUGUGUGUUUACCGUUGUGUAUGAUGUGUUGAUCGCGAGUACUACGGUCUAUGGAAGGGGGAAGGGAACUCAGAAGCGCGCUGUCGACGCUCCUAUCGUCCGCCAGCUCUUCGACUCCUCGCCUAAUGAUCCACGAUAUCACAUGUUGACUUUUAUAUCCGAUAAAUUCUCACGGCGGCUGAUAGAACCAUUGCACGAGCCGCGCGCGGCUCUUUUUGUUAAUCGCUUCACCCGUACUGCAACGAUCAUGUACGCGACCAGCGGGGUGCAAGACAUUCUAGGCCUAAGCCCACGACAACUAGUUUCGAAGAGUUUCUUCUACUGCAUUCAAGAAGAAUGUUUGCGAGAUGCAGUUCGGUGUCUUGAGGGCGCAAAAGCCAAUGAUUCGAUUGCAUAUUUGCGCUUCUGGUUCCGCAAUCCAUUGCAAGAGGAUAACUUGAACGCAGAGGGAGAGGCAGAGACGCCCGAGUACGAUGGUUAUACAUCCGCCGGUGUAACUGCCGAUUCGUCUGGCCACGCUUACCGUGACCAUGUUGCUCCACCUCCCGUUGAACUAGAAGCUGUCGUUUCUUGUACAUCGGAUGGACUUGUUGUUAUUCUUCGCCGUGCCCGAGCUCCCAUCCCUGGUGGCCCUCUUCCCCGCAACCUGUCCCGGCUUAUUCCAAUGGACUCUUUGCGGCACCUUGGGCUUUGGAGCCUGUUCUUUCAUAUGGACCCACAUCAUAUACUCAACCUGCGUCUUCGCACGGCAUGA